GCGCCAGUAUUCAACCACCCGCGUUACCGAGCGGACCUGUUUCGUAAACGUGUGUUUUUUCCCCAACAGAGGAUCAAUUUACAAAUACGACAGAAUUAUUUCCUGCAUCUGCUUCUUUUGAACGUGCUAUAAGGAACUACGUUAAAAUCGCAGCCAUUUAUCGUCGAAUAUAGAUAAGUUGAUAGACCCCACCCUGUGAGAUCUCAGCAGACAUCUAUAGGCCUGGUUGCUCGUCCAAUGCAUAAUGUCAGUGGCUUCCAGUAAACAUCUCUUGCUUUCAAUUACCAUCUUGCUCUGUCUUUCGACCGACUGCUACGCUGACGAGAAGAUAACGAGCAUCACCCUGGACGACAUCAUGCCAGAGGACAAGAGGCUGUACGACAAGAUGAGGCCUCCGAAGAAGGAAGGGAAGCCCACCAUCGUCUACUUUCACGUCACCGUUAUGGGUAUCGAUUCCAUUAACGAGAAUUCCAUGACCUACGCUGCAGACAUAUUUUUCGCCCAGACUUGGAGCGACCAUAGACUACGCUUACCCGAAAACAUGAAUUCUGAAUACAGGCUCCUCGACCUGGAUUGGCUGAAGAACCUGUGGCGUCCAGACAGCUUCUUCAAGAACGCCAAACAGGUCUCCUUCCAGACGAUGACGAUCCCCAAUCACUACGUGUGGCUAUACCACGACUCCAAAAUCAUGUAUAUGGUGAAGUUGACCCUGACCUUGUCCUGCGCGAUGAACUUCGCCAUUUACCCUCACGACACGCAAGAGUGCAAGUUGCAGAUGGAGAGCUUGUCCCACACGACGGAGGAGCUGAUAUUCGAGUGGGACCCGGACGUGCCCUUGGCCGUGGACGAGAGCAUCGAGCUGCCCCAGCAGGAUAUCAUCAGGAACUACACGUCGGAUUGUUCCCAGGUGUAUCCUACAGGAAACUUCACCUGCCUGGAAGUGAUCUUCACUCUGAAGAGACGCCUGGGAUACUACGUCUUUCACACUUACAUCCCCACUUGCCUUAUCGUCAUCAUGUCUUGGGUCUCGUUCUGGAUCAAACCUGAGAUCGCCCCUGCCCGGGUGACCUUGGGCGUGACCUCUCUCCUGACCCUGUUCACGCAGCAGGCGAAGUCGCAGGCAUCGCUCCCUCCGGUCUCCUACAUCAAGACCAUCGACAUUUUCAUGUCCUCCUGCACAGUAUUCGUGUUCAUGGCACUGAUCGAAUACGCUAUAGUCAACAUCAUUUUGGGUGACGGGUCAGGGGAUGUGGCCAAACCCAAUCCAAAACCGGAGCCCAAGGCGAGUAAGGUCACCGACUUAGCCAUUAAGGAAAGUCGCCGUAUGCUCUUGGGCGAACCGCCCAAGCCGGCCGGACCGACGCCUGCGCAGAAGAGACGAGCAAGAGCCCUGCUCGUCGACCGUAUCUCCCGCUACUUGUUCCCGAUCUCCUUCGCCAUUCUCAACGGCAUUUACUGGUUCAGCUUCAGACAGUACCUCUAGGCAGGUGGACCGCUAGGAUCAUGAGAGCCUUUGAGUUUUAACGAAGUGAUAAUCUAGGAGUUAAGGAAAGGAUGCAAAAUACGAAUGUUUACGAAAGAGGUCCCAUUCGUUUCGUGUAAAUGCAUAGAUAUCAUAUCAACUAGACAAAUCCGCUUUUUUUUCGAUGGAUAUGCCAAUAGCGUUGCAUGUACCAGUUUUGACAGUUUACAGAGAAAUGAUGAAAUUGCGUCAACAAAGCAGAGAGAAAUGUCAUGGUGACGAAAUUCGUGUCAAAGCAUCGUCUACAGUCUUUGUACAAUGUUGCCAAUUAUUAUGUGUUUACCCUCCAAACUGGAUAUAAGACUUACACAAAACCGUGGAAAUAAGUGAAAUUAGCGUAUCUAUUUGUAGUAUAUAUACAUAAAUAGAGCAAUUUUAUCAUUAAUGCAUUACUAUGACAACUAGAAUUCAUGGAAACAGUUUGUAAAGGCAUCGGCGUAUGUGUGAAGCUCCACUAAAUUGGCAACGAUGUCUACAGUUUGAAAUUAGUCUCAGCUCGUCAGUAUUAAGUGGAAUAAAUCUUUCAAGUUCCUUCUUCAAGGAAAUUCGCAAAAUGAUAAUGGCAACUGUUUAGGAAAUAUAUACACAUCAAUUGGACGUAACAAUGAACACUAUAAUCCGUUAACUACAGGUCGUAGAGAACGUAGAAAAAGAUAGCAAUAGCUAAAUAAAUGUCGUAUGAUAGCCCUCGCCUGGGGUGUCACAGAAAAGCUGUUAAUAUUUAGUUGUUAUACCUGUCCAGUUGACAAAUUGACUUUUAUACAGGAAACAGGCAUACUUGUUAUUCUGUAGUGUAGUGGGAAAUUUGUGCAUGUGGGUAAGCAUAUACACAAUGCGAGUGUAAGUGUACGCGUGUAUUUCCGUUAAACAGCAAAGUCUGUUUAAUAUUGAAAAGGAUAUUAUAUUUGACCUCAAGUAUUAUAAAUUAGUUGGAUGGUGGCUCACUGAUGUGGAAAAGGUGUAUAAGCCU
This is a messenger RNA of Macrobrachium nipponense, 2492 nucleotides long. RefSeq names its product glycine receptor subunit alpha-2-like (gene ort). Gene Ontology annotation, cellular component: synapse; neuron projection; plasma membrane. Gene Ontology annotation, biological process: chloride transmembrane transport; chemical synaptic transmission; signal transduction. The record is from RefSeq and is a predicted model, not a curated record. The transcript has 11 exons. Gene Ontology annotation, molecular function: transmitter-gated monoatomic ion channel activity involved in regulation of postsynaptic membrane potential; transmembrane signaling receptor activity; chloride channel activity. The coding region runs from base 245 to 1483 and encodes 412 amino acids. NCBI's taxonomy places the organism in Eukaryota, Metazoa, Arthropoda, Malacostraca, Decapoda, Palaemonidae.